AGGGACCUUCUCCACAAAAACCUCAGAGCUCGUCUUUACACAGCAGCUGUCCAGGUUUAGCAAAAAGCGGUUUUGGUUCCUUAAAGAGCUGCACAAUGAGCCUCGCUUUGACUCUUUUAAUCCUUUGUGUUUGCUGUGAGGCUUCCGCCGGCUCACACACUCUGCAGUACCAAUACACUGCUGUCACACCAGGAAUAAAUCUCCCAGAAUUCACUGCUGUUGGUCUGGUGGAUGGAGAGCAGUUUGUGUUCUAUGACACCAACAUCAAGAAGGCGAUCCCAAAGACAGAGUGGAUAAAGAUGAUCAGUGCUGAUGAUCCACAUUACUGGGGCAGAGACACAGAGCAGAUGGAGAAUCAACACAACCGUUUCCAUGUCAUUAUGAAGCGAAUAAUGCAGAGCUUUAAUCACACUGAAGGAGUUCAUACACUCCAGAGGAUGUACAGCUGUGAGCUUGAUGAUGAUAACACCACUAGAGGAUAUGAUCUGUACGGUUAUGAUGGAGAAGAUUUCAUGAGUCUGGAUCUGAAAACUGGAACCUGGACUGGAACAAAACCUCAAACUGGAGAACUUAUAAAGAAGUGGGAUCCUACAGAAAAUGAAGCUAAAUACUGGAAGAGCUACCUGGAGAAUGAAUGUAUUGAUUGGUUAAAGAAGUUUGUGUCUUACGGCAGAGAGACUCUGGAGAGGAAAGUUCGUCCCAAGGUGUCUGUGUUCCUGAAACACUCGCCCUCCCCAGAGGUGGUGUGUCACGCUACAGGUUUCUUCCCCAAAGCCCUGAAUAUCACCUGGCAGAAGGACGGAGAGGACGUGAUUGAGGACGUGGAGCUCAGAGAGACGUUACCCAACCAGGAUGGAAGCUUCCAGAAGAGGAGCAUUCUGAAAGUCCCAGCUGAGGAGCUGCAGAAACACAAAUACACCUGCGUGGUUCAGCACAGCAGCUUGGAGGAGGAGUUAGUGCUGCCUGUGAGCGAGCAACAAAUCCUGAAAGAUGGAGGAUCAGAUAAAGUGCAGAUUGCCCAUGCCCUCAUGGUUCUUGUUGGUCUUAUUAUUGUCAUUGUUCGUCUUGUUGCUGUUGUGAUCUUGAAGACGUCAAACUCUGAUGACACUCUCAUUCCACCCAAGCAAGGGAUGAUCCUCUGAAGUGAUGAGUGAUUUCCUGUCAAGGACGUCUGGUACGAAUGACCACCUUCAGGGAGGCAGCGUGUGAAAUGUGAAUACAGACAUCUCUUGUGGGAUUUGCAAAGUAUAUGGGGCAGAAAUUACCGACAGUGGUGCUUGAAAGUUUGUGAACCCUUUAGAAUUUUCUAUAUUUCUGCAUAAAUAUGACCUAAAACAUCAU
Neoarius graeffei (lesser salmon catfish) is the source of this 1341-nucleotide messenger RNA. Its product is annotated as BOLA class I histocompatibility antigen, alpha chain BL3-7-like. Lineage: Eukaryota; Metazoa; Chordata; Actinopteri; Siluriformes; Ariidae. The record is from RefSeq and is a predicted model, not a curated record. The transcript has 6 exons. The coding region runs from base 96 to 1142 and encodes 348 amino acids. Gene Ontology annotation, cellular component: external side of plasma membrane. Gene Ontology annotation, biological process: immune response.